Lichtheimia ornata is the source of this 759-nucleotide messenger RNA. RefSeq lists its product as uncharacterized. The coding region runs from base 1 to 759 and encodes 252 amino acids. Lineage: Eukaryota; Fungi; Mucoromycota; Mucoromycetes; Mucorales; Lichtheimiaceae. The transcript has a single exon. The record is from RefSeq and is a predicted model, not a curated record.
AUGAACACGAUUUCAUAUCCUGGUGGUCUGAAGGCAUAUACCGAGCUCGCAUGCAUGAAGGCACGGCUUAUACCCAUGCGUUUUGUUGAGCAAUGCGCAGUACUUCAAUAUCGUUCGUCUUGGCUACUCCAUCAGCUGCCGUCACUCAUCGAAAAAGAGCUUGGAUCCGACAUUGCCAAUAAGAUCGACUGCACCCGCCUAUACGACCAAACCAAGCACGACGUCAUUUUCCACAUCCACUUUGAAACAAGAGACGCGUGUCUAUCAGCCGUGAAAAAGAUCAGAAAACGACAACUCAGCAAGGACAGGCGUGAACAACCAUCUUUCAAACUGUAUCCGAUGUUCACGUCAAAGAAAAGAUACACCCUUUUAAACCUCAAGCUUACGCUUGACUCGCCUACCAAUGCUAUGAAGGAGAUCAAUCAAGCCGUGGCAUCCACAAAACGUCGCUGUAUUGAUAUCAUUCUGGGUACAGAUGACGUGUUCAAAAAGUACAAUGCUACAGCGUCGAUUGUUCUACAAGGAGAGGGCAUCAUCGAUGUCACUCUAUAUGGCAAACAGUAUACCCUUGAGCCAGUGAUAAGAGGCUAUCUAUAUUGUGAACGUUGCAAAUUCCUUAAUGAUCACGACACAGAUGAAUGUCCUCAUCAACCAGAGGACGAAGAGCAACCACAGGAUGAGAAGCAAGGAGAAGAGUUUGAGAACAUUGACAACAAUAGUAGCGAUAACAAUAGCACACAAGAGACAAUCCAGAAAUAG